This is a messenger RNA of Chaetomium fimeti, 933 nucleotides long. Its product is annotated as NO signaling/Golgi transport ligand-binding domain-containing protein. The coding region runs from base 134 to 790 and encodes 218 amino acids. NCBI's taxonomy places the organism in Eukaryota, Fungi, Ascomycota, Sordariomycetes, Sordariales, Chaetomiaceae. Gene Ontology annotation, biological process: endoplasmic reticulum to Golgi vesicle-mediated transport. The transcript is spliced from 2 exons. The record is from RefSeq and is a predicted model, not a curated record. Gene Ontology annotation, cellular component: TRAPPIII protein complex; TRAPPI protein complex; TRAPPII protein complex.
AGAACCUUACCUCACCGACCUCUGCCUGAGGUCCCAGCGUCCGACCCGACCCGCCUUCGGCCCGCAUUCGAGUCCAUACUUGCGCCGCAAAAUCAACGAAAAGAAUCCAAUCCCUAUUUCCACAGCCGCCACAAUGGCGCACCUAGGGCCGGGCAAGGCGGCAAGCAGCAAGGAGCAGACGGGUCUGCGCUACCCGUCCAAUGGCAAGACCAUCUACCACCGGCCACUCAACCGCACCAAGACAGCCGAGCUCAGCCAGUCCAGUUUCGCCUAUCUGUUUUCCGAGAUGGUGACCUAUGCGCAGCGGCGGGUAACAGGUAUCCAAGAGCUCGAGAAGCGGCUCAACGUCCAAGGCCACCCGAUAGGGCUCAAGCUGCUCGACCUACUACUGAUGCGCGAGCCGCCGCGGACGCAGACGCGGCCGCUGACCAUCAUCGCGCUGCUGCACUUCAUCAAGAUCAACCUGUGGACGCACCUGUUCGGGCGGCAGGCGGACCGGCUCGAGAAGAGCUCCAACCCGGACACGCCCGACGAGUACAUGAUCGUCGACAACGAGCCCGUCGUCAACGCCUACAUCAGCGUGCCGCGCGAGAUGAGCCAGCUCAACUGCGCCGCCUUCGUCGCCGGCAUCAUCGAGGGCGUGUGCGACGGCGCCAUGUUCCCCGCGCGCGUGACUGCCCACAGCGUAGGGGGCAAGGAGGAGGGCGAGAUGUGGCCUGGGAAGACGGUGUUUCUCGUCAAGUUCCAGCCGGAGAUUUUGGAGAGGGAAGCGCUGCUCGGGAAGCCUUGAGCGGGGAUGGUGGAGUAUACAAGUAGACGAUAAUAUCGGGCGGGUUUCGGCAUCGGGUUGGCGUUUGGGGUUAGGGGACAGACAGUCCGGAUUUUACGUUUGGGGACGGUCAUUGGGUAUCACGUUUACGAAGAGAUCGGCUA